Coffea arabica (coffee) is the source of this 3595-nucleotide messenger RNA. Lineage: Eukaryota; Viridiplantae; Streptophyta; Magnoliopsida; Gentianales; Rubiaceae. The record is from RefSeq and is a predicted model, not a curated record.
AUGGCAAUGUAUCCUGCUACGCCAAAUGGCCCUUUGUACAGGCAACCACCAGUUCUACUUACUUCCCCCGCCAAAUCCAGACCCCUCCUUAACCCCUUUCUACCUUCCUCCUUCACCUUCCCAAACCCACCUACCACGUACGGCGUCUCUCCUCCCAAACCGCUCUUCUGCCGAGCCACCGCCACUGCCACCGGCGACACUGAAACUCUACCCCAAUCCGCCAUCCAAAGGAUUGCAGAAAAGCUUCGCCUCGGCUACGUCGAAGAUGACAAGGAUGAGAACAAAGAUGAAGAUAAGCUUCCAAAGAAUGGGCCCUCCCCGGGCGAAAUCUUUGUUCCGUUGCCUUCCCAGUUGCCGAAGUACCGGGUCGGGCACACUCUUGACCCGAGUUGGAGCACGCCCCAGAACCCAGUCCUACCCGGCUCGGGGAAUGCGAUUCAGAAGUAUCACGAGUUGAGGAGGGGCGUGAUUAAGGAGAGGAUUGAGGAGAGGAAGAAAAGGGAGACAGUGCCCACCUUGGCGGAGCUCAAUUUGCCGGAGGAGGAGCUGAGGAGGCUGAGGACACUUGGUAUUCGGUUGCAGAAGAAGUUGAAGGUUGGGAAGGCCGGGAUCACGGAAGGGAUUGUGAAUGGGAUUCACGAGAGGUGGAGGAGGUAUGAGGUGGUCAAGAUCAGGUGUGAGGAUAUCUGUAGGAUGAAUAUGAAGAGGACUCAUGAGUUGUUAGAGAUGAAGACUGGAGGCUUAGUAGUUUGGAGAUCUGGAACUAACAUAGUGCUAUACAGAGGAGCUGAUUACAAGUACCCUUAUUUCUUUUCUGAUGAUAAUACAGCAAAUGGCUCUUUGCGUGAAGAAGCUUCAGUUGAUUUUCGGAUGGAUUACAGAGAGGAUAAUGAAAAGAAGGCUUCUUCAUCUGGUGGGAAUGCCCUGAGAUCUUCUGUACCUAAGUCACUCGGCAAAGUGUCUCAUCCACCUCUAAUACAAGGUGUAGGAACUCCAAAUAGAGUACGAUUCCAACUGCCUGGUGAGGCACAACUUGCUGAAGAGGCUGAUCGCCUAUUAGAAGGACUUGGUCCCCGGUUUACUGAUUGGUGGGGGUAUGAACCUUUACCUGUUGAUGCUGAUUUUUUACCAGCAGCAGUUCCUGGAUAUAGGAGACCAUUUCGUCUGCUUCCGUAUGGAGUGAAACCUAUAUUAACAAAUGAUGAAAUGACAAUUUUACGGAGACUUGGUCGGCCUUUACCAUGCCAUUUUGCCCUAGGCAGAAAUAGAAAACUUCAGGGCUUGGCUGCUGCAAUUAUUAAGCUAUGGGAGAAAUGUGAAAUUGCCAAAAUUGCUGUUAAAAGAGGAGUCCAGAACACCAACAGUGAAUUGAUGGCUGAGGAACUAAAGAACCUAACUGGGGGAACCUUGCUUUCAAGAGAUAAGGAAUUCAUUGUCCUGUACAGAGGAAAGGAUUUCUUGCCAGCUGCAGUCUCUUUAGCAAUUGAAAAGCGGAGAACUAUGCUUGAUGGUGAAGAAAAGGGAGCAGACAAAAGUUUUACUACAGUGAGCUCAAAAGACCAAAGGCUGGGGACCUCAGAAAAUUGUAAUGGAGAUGAAAAUAAUGGUAAAGAGGACCAGAAACUUGAACUUGCCUCCAAGCGAAGGCAUCGAAGCUCAACAGAAACAGCAAUUGAGAGAACUACUGCCAAAUUAUCCAAGGCACUAGUGAAGAAAGACAUGGCAGAGAAGCUUCUUGUAGAGCUGGAGAAGGAAGAGACCACCCAAGAGCCAGAAGUUGAUAAAGAAGGUAUUACAGAAGAAGAACGAUAUAUGCUGAGAAAAAUUGGCUUGAGAAUGAAACCUUUCCUGCUUCUGGGAAGACGAGGAGUAUUUGAUGGAACAAUCGAAAAUAUGCAUCUUCACUGGAAAUACAGAGAAUUAGUGAAGAUUAUAACCGGGGGAAGAAGUAUUGAGGAGGUCACUGCAAGAGCACGAACACUGGAGGCAGAAAGUGGCGGAAUUUUAGUAGCAGUUGAACGGGUUAGCAAAGGUUUUGCUAUCAUUGUAUAUCGUGGAAAGAACUACAGUCGCCCUGCUUGUUUGAGGCCUCGUUCGCUUCUAAGCAAAAGAGAAGCAAUGAAACGUUCUUUAGAGGCACAACGUCGUGAGUCUCUCAAAUUACAUGUUUUGAAGCUUACACAGAAUAUAGAUCGGUUGAAGCUUCAAUUGGCCAAAGAAAAGGGUACAAACAAGACGGACUUGGCUGAAGAAUUAAAACUCAAAUUGGACAAAGAGCAGGAGCCAGACAAGUUCCAUUCAUCAAAAAAUAAAAUGUCCCUUGCUAGUCCUGAACUCUCUCCCCAAUCAUUGUCAACGAGCCAUAUAAUGAACAGCUUAAUUUGUACUGCUGCCAAGUCAGUCAAUUUCAGUGUCAUGCACCCAGGAUGUGUGAAGUGUAGGCCAUAUGACACUUGGUGUGACAACGCACUUCCGCCAUUGGUACUAUGGAGGCUAAGACUUGGUGGCACUAAAGCUAUGCAGUCCCCUGCUGAUUCCAUGAAAACUGAGCUGGAUUCAUCAGUUCAUGUAGUUAAGGAAAGUGGCUGCAAUGCAAUACCUGUUAGAGCUAAAAGCCUCUCCAAUAGAGACAGGCUACUUUUGCGGAAACAAGCGCUGAAGAUGAAAAAGCAUCAUGUGUUUGCCAUAGGGAAGAGCAACAAGGUUAGUGGACUUGCUGAAGCAAUCAAGGUCCGCUUCCAAAAGUACCCGCUCGCUAUAGUGAAUGUAAAAGGCAGAGCCAAAGGGACUUCUGUCCAGGAGGUGGUCUUCAAGCUGGAGCAAGCCACUGGGGCUGUGCUGGUGUCUCAAGAACCAAGUAAAGUCAUACUGUAUAGGGGUUGGGGAGCAGGAGAGCCAAACUACCCAUGGUAGCCGGGAAAGUACUACAGAUUCGAGAUACUUUUCGGGCAGAGAGGGUAGGACUCCGCAUGCUAUACCUCACGAUCUUAUGUCAGCGAUCAGGCUUGAAUGUGGUUUGCAGCCUUACAACGAGAAAGAAUCCCUUUUUAGGCUACAUCUCUCGUUGAUUUUUGUAGCUUAGUUGGAAUGCAUCAGUUUUGACACGCAUUUGAUCUAGCAACCGGGCUUUCUGCACUAAUUGCAAAAUCUCGGCUAUGGAGGCGUCCUGUUAAACCUGAAUAUGAAGCAGACAUGCAGAGCCCUCUUUCGGUGGGAAUCUCAACUAAUCUGAACUUUAUUUGACCGUGGCUUUUCUUAUUGUUAUUCAGCAGUAGCCACGGAAUUUGCUACAACGAUAAAAUAAUAUAGGAAGCCUCUCUCUCUGACUCUCGCUCAGGUUGGCAGUCGGAACAAUGGGAAGGUAGCCAUGCUCCUGCCACUUCAACUUGAACACUGGAAGACUUUUUGUUCUUGGGGUCCCAACUCCAUAGCGGAAGGGAAAACCUGAUGGCAUUCUAUGAUGUUGAUUCAGGUUUAAGGUUCAGUGUCACGCGUGAUUAUGCAAAUAUAUGAGUUUCUGUAAAAGCACGGGGUCCAUGUAGGUGUUUUUUUUUUUUUUGUUGGGAAAAUCGUUCAAAAUGUUUUUUAUAUUUUU